This is a messenger RNA of Homalodisca vitripennis (glassy-winged sharpshooter), 1322 nucleotides long. RefSeq names its product KICSTOR complex protein ITFG2-like. The transcript is spliced from 5 exons. Gene Ontology annotation, biological process: regulation of TOR signaling. Lineage: Eukaryota; Metazoa; Arthropoda; Insecta; Hemiptera; Cicadellidae. Bases 1 to 1236 code for a protein of 411 amino acids. The record is from RefSeq and is a predicted model, not a curated record. Gene Ontology annotation, cellular component: KICSTOR complex.
AUGCGGUCAGUUUGUUUUGUUGAUCAUAUUGAAUUUGAGUUCUCUGGUUCAGUUAGCAAAAAUGCUAUAGCAAUAGGUGAUGUUGAUAAUGAUGGAGAAAUAGAACUAAUUGUGGGUAACAUGAAUGGUGAAGUAGCUAUUUACAAGCAUGAUAAAUGUUGGCAAAAAAUCAGUAAUCUGGGAAUGAUAACAGCAAUCGGUGUGGGAGAUGUAAUGAACUGUGGUAGUAACGCUCUUGUAAUUGUUUGUGGAGAUGGUUGGUGUCAUAUUUGUUUGUGCCUCCAUCCAAAAUUUGAAGACAGCGAAGAAUCGGCUCACGUCAAAUUGGAGCCAGUACACGUCCAGCGAAUACCACCAAAUACAAAGGUUAUAAUACUUGAGGAUGUGGAUGGGGAUGGCACCGUGGAGAUGGUUGUUGGACUCACGGACCGUGUGGUUCGCUCGUACCGCUGGGUCCAGAACGCAACUGGUGGCCGGCUCGUCUGCCUCUACAAGUGGGAGUGUGCCAACCAGAUCGGUGGACUGGCAAUAAAUCAUGAUCCUAAUGGAGCUCCUAAACUACUGGUUGCCCAGCCAGGUGGCACCAUCAUGAAGAUCAAUCCAGAGAUCAUUCUUGGCUCGGAAGAGGGCGAAGAGCAGAUAGAAAGAAACGAGAACCCUCUGCUGUCGUCUGUCGAGUAUCACCCGUUAAUGGUGUCACGGAUGCGUAAUCCCAGCAUUAGCACGGAGAUAAUCGCAGAUGUUAGUGAGGGGCCUGAGAGCACCAAGGAGAAAGGCCUACCGUAUGUUGUGGCUACACUGGAUGGCACUCUAAUGUUUGUUAAGAAUGAGGAGAUCAUUUGGUCCUAUCAAGUAGACCACCAGCUGUUUGCAUUAAGCAAGUUGGAUGUGAUUGGUGAUGGUAGAGAUGAGAUCAUCGCUUGCUCCUGGAAUGGGCAGACCUACAUUCUGGACCAGGACAAGCACAGUGUGCGGUUCCACUUGGAGGAGCCUGUGUCAACUUUCUGUGCUGGCUUGUACACCCUGAAAUCGGGGGCUGCACCAUCACCUUGCUUCAUAUACGUCACGUUCCACAACAAGGUUUUGGUGUACUACGACAUACAAAUUCCAAAGAUGUUAACAACUAGUCUUUUAGCAAAUGUUAAGUCAAAUUUGGACAAGAAACAGCUGAAACAGUUAUAUAGAUGGUACCUCUAUGGUCAACCACAGGCAAGAAAUCCUAAAGUUUCCGAAUAGUGUUUUUUCUAGACAUUUGUUAGUUCCAAAUUUCUACAGUGUUUUGAUUAAUGUAAUGUAAAGUAUUAAAAAUUAUGCAACAACAA